AUGAAAUUGCUGGAAAAGAAAAGUGGAAGUAAUUCAGCACAAAUUCUUCAUUAUAGCGAGUGUCUGGAUAAGAAUGCGAUGGCAAAAUCACCAGUAGUGGAAGAGCGGCGAAAAUCAGCAUCACUACAAGCGUUACCCCCACAAGAAAUGAAACCGCUGAGUGCGGCAGAACGAAUCGGUGGUAAAGCAUCACGUGAUUUGGUGAAUGGAAGCAGUGGACGAGGCUCAAAAAGCUCUGGAUUACAGAACGCUCCGUCAUUGACACGUUUCGAUACGGAUAAUCGUGAUUUCGAUGAACGGCUUGCAAUGGUUAUACAGAAUGCGGACAUUGACUUCGGUCGUGGUUUCUGGAUGCACAAUGAUUCGUUGAAUAAGUGGACGUUGCAGUUUAAUGAAAGCGAUAUCGAGGAGCGAUAUCGGGCGCAUUUCGCUGAAUCUGCUGACCGUCACUGGUCCAGCCGUGAUGGAAUGGGCAGGCGCAAAAAUGUUACUUUUUUUUCCGAAAAAUUGCUAAAAAUCGAUUUUCGCUGA
Gongylonema pulchrum is the source of this 531-nucleotide messenger RNA. The record is from the annotation of a GenBank genome assembly. NCBI's taxonomy places the organism in Eukaryota, Metazoa, Nematoda, Chromadorea, Rhabditida, Gongylonematidae.